Messenger RNA from Prorocentrum cordatum, 735 nucleotides. NCBI's taxonomy places the organism in Eukaryota, Dinophyceae, Prorocentrales, Prorocentraceae. The record is from the annotation of a GenBank genome assembly.
AUGCAGGAUGCCGUGCAGGAGGCCGUCCGGGACUGCCACCUCGAGGGCAGGAGGGGCUUCCUCUUGGAGGACGUCUACGAGGUCUUGGAGGCCCUUCGCCAGAAGGAGUGCAUGACGCACAGCGAAGUCGAGGACCUCCGCCAGUCCUACAGGAAGUACAGCGAUGGCGGCAAUGCGGGCCUCACUGGCGUACCGCUGAGCAGCGCGCUGCGGCAGGCUGGCUGGGCACUGCCGGUGACGGAGGUGCAGGACAUGCUCCUAGGCUUCGAUUUGGACAAAAGCGACAGCAUUUGCGAGGUGGAGUUCGUCAAGCUUGGGAAGAAGCUCAGGGAAGAUCUGAUCCUCAAGCUGGAUGAGCAGUACGAAGAGAAAGAACUACACUUGCCAGGCAAGAUCACCGAGAGCGAGCUCCGCUCGGCGGCGAUGUGCCACCUGCCCUUCAGGGUCGACGUCCAGCAGGUGCAGCUGAUCUGGCACGAGUGCGGGAGCAGGUUCGCUGAGAGGGCCGACAGGUGGGACUGGCUGAGAUUGGUGCUCGCCUACUGGAGGGCGGUGAGGGACAAGCGCCGCGAGAACUUCGGGUUCGACAACCAAGACGUUCGGAACUUCCUUGCACGGUUCGCCCGCCACGCGGGCGGUACUGGCGUGAUCACGCUCGCAGACAAGAACCUUGCCAGCCUCCUCGACGAGACGUUCCCCACCAUGCGGGUCAACUUGAAGGACCGCCAGCAGUAG